UGUCGUCCUCACCGUCACCGCUGGCGCCUCUUCCUGGAUUCAUUCAUUCGAUUUUUUUCAUUCACGAAGGUAGUGAGGCCUGGUUGAAAGCCAUGGAGAGCGUUUUGCCUGCCACCGGUUUCCUGUACUGGGUGGGCGCGGGCACCGUGGCCUACCUGGCCCUGCGUAUCUCGUGCUUGCUCUUCACGGCCGUUCGGGUCUGGGGUUUGGGUAACGAGUCGGGGGUCGGACCGAGGCUCGGUGAAUGGGCAGUUGUCACAGGUAGUACUGAUGGAAUUGGAAAAUCAUAUGCAGAAGAAUUAGCAAAGCGUGGAAUGAAAAUUGUCCUUAUCAGCAGAUCACAGGACAAACUGGACCAAGUUUCCAGCGAGAUGAGAGAAAAAUUCAAAGUGGAAACAAAGACCAUUGCUGUUGACUUUACAUUAGAAGAUAUUUAUGACAAAAUUAAAACAAGCUUGGCAGGUCUUGAGAUUGGUGUUUUAGUGAAUAAUGUGGGAAUGUCAUAUGAGUAUCCGGAAUACUUUUUGGAUGUUCCUGACUUGGACAAUACCAUCCAGAAACUGAUCAAUGUUAACGUCCUUUCUGUUUGCAAGAUGACACGGCUGGUCCUGCCUCGCAUGGUAGAAAGAUCCAAAGGGGUAAUUCUGAACAUCUCCUCUGCCACUGGCAUGUACCCAGUUCCACUGUUGACCAUCUACUCUGCAACCAAGGCUUUUGUAGAUUUCUUCUCUCAGUGCCUCCAUGAGGAAUAUAAGAGCAAGGGCAUCUUUGUGCAGAGUGUCCUGCCCUACUAUGUCGCAACCAAACUGGCUAAAAUUCGAAAGCCAACUUUGGACAAGCCCUCUUCGGAGACGUUUGUGAAGUCUGCCAUUAAAACCAUCGGCAUGCAACCCCGGACCAAUGGAUACUUCAUCCAUUCUCUUAUGGCCUCGGUAGUCUCAAUCCUGCCUUCCUGGUUGUACUUUAAAGUGACCAUGAAUGUGAACAAAUCUGUCCGGGCUCACUAUUUGAAGAAAAUGAAGAAGAACUGAGCGCUGGUAACAGCUUUGAGUAACUCAGCAGAUACACCAGCCUAGGCGUGUUUGCUGCAAGGCACCCACCAUUUCCAAAUCUUUUGUCAUGCUUAUUAACAGUUACUGAUAAAGCUAAAUGUUGUCAUAAUUAGGAGGAAAGCAGAGGUUGCUUUCAGGAGUUCCUGGCAUAUAUUCUGGAUGCUACCAGGAGUUAUUUUGAAGUUUAACAUAAAUGCUCAUAUCAAAUGGAUAUAGAACUAACAUUAGCAAGAACUGCUUACUAUUAAUAGAACGAACAUAAUUAUAGCAAAUCAGUGAAUGAUAGAGUCAGACAUAAGGCUAAACAGUUUCAUCUGGUCCAAAAUGCCAGUGAUGAGUACUCUUGUAUUUGCACGGAAAUGUACUUUUAAAAAGUAAUGGCCAGCUACUCUUCUUUUUUUUUUUUGGUUUUGUUUUUAACUCUUUGAGGGAGUGGGGAUUCAUUGACAUGGAAAGACGCACUGCAAUCUGCAGAGCACUCUGUAAGCUUUCCUAAAAGCGUGUUUGCACAUUUAUCUAGAACUUUCCUUUCGCAGGGGUAGCUAGUGAGGUAAAAAUAAUGGGGUUAUUUUUGACACAUGAUGCCUACUGAAAUACACUUUCCUCUAAUACAGAUGUCUUCUCGGUUUAAAUGUAUGUAAACACUGAACGCUCUGCGGUAUGAUUUAUGAAGGUAAACAGGCCGAAAUGCACGCUGAGGGGCAGCCCUUCCAGUGCCGCUAAAACCCUGGCCCAGGAAGGUGGCCUUCUUGGACCGCAGGUUCUUCAUUUCUGCCCCUCACCGAUACUGCUCACAUGGGUGACACCGGGCCGCUCCUAGGACAGUGAUGAUAUUAGGGAAGUGGUGUUACACUCCUAAAUAGGUACCCUAUACUGAUAGGUAUAGGGUACUGAUACAGUUAGUUUUAAUAAAAGAUGAUAUAACCGUGAUGUUGAUUGAAAAUGUAUUUCUUUGGUGCUUGAAAUUAAGGCCAUUUUUGCACUGGUUUAAUAUAAAUUAAGACUUUUUUCCUGCUACAUACAUAACUUGUUUGGGGAACUUGCUAAGAAAUAAAUUCAGUGUUGUGGAAUAUGCAUGAAGCCAGAUCUUUACCUAGGCUGUGGUUCCCAGAUUCUGAGUUUUAAGCACCAGGAAAUUUGGAAAACAAAACAAAACAAACAUCCAUUUUAAUUGGCAUAUUUAAAAGUGUUCCUAGCUUUUAAACUUGCCAGCCAAGGACAUUGAAAAAAAAAAAAAAACAGAAAAACCCAAAUCACCAUCUGCCAUUGCAUCAUUAUAUAGAAGUAAAGAAACUUUAGUACACUUAAAAUAGGAAGAAUAUAAUCUCAGAAUAAAAAAUAGUCAUUUAAAUUGAAUAAAUUUAGCUUUACAAAAAACACUUUGCCUUUCUCUCUCUCAUUUUUUUGUACAAAUGGUGAAGUCACAAUGACCUGGGCAAUAUAUUAUUUGCUUUCACACAUUUGUUGGUUGAUUGUGGUGGUGGUUUUGGUGGAGAGUUGGUAGAGAGGGGGAAGGAUUGGUUUGCAAGUAUGCAAAACGCUGCUUCUUUUACCCCAUCAAGAAAAUAGUUGUAAUCUGGCUAGGAAAUCCCUUAGCAGUCUCAAAACUUCUGAACUAUGGCUCUGACUCCUUCACCUCAGUAAAUAUCCUCUUGUAUAUGACACUCAAGGCUGAAAAUGAUGGCAUGAAAAUCUGCUUCCAGGAACAUGAAAGAAAAAGUAUACUAAAAGAGAAACCAGUGUUCUCAAAACCCAUUCAAAAUAGUGAAGCAUAAUUUUUAGACUUCAUUUUAUAGUGACUUGACUUUACAGUCUGAUGUGUGCUAGAUACGGUUUGAACCCAAAAAGAGUAGAAGGUAAUAUUUAUUGUUUAUGUAGAAUCAGCUCACCUCAUGACACAGAAAACUGGAUUUUAAUUUAUUGGUCCUUCAUUGUCCUUUCAGUACCAUAGCGUGGUGGGCUGGUGGCCAGGAGAGGUAUUGCCCUGCACACAGAAUGAUGUAAGCUGUUUUGAUUUGUCCUUGUAUCAGGCCCACGUGCACUGGGAAUAAAGAAAGAUACUAAUCAGUUUCUAUUUCCUCAAAUGUGGUCCCGAUCUAAAGAGAUGAAUUCUUGAGUUCUCAUUGAUAUUUGUUGCAUCAAAAUACAAUGGAAGUGAACUUUAUAUAAAGUGAACAUCAAUUCUAAUAUCAGUACAAAUGGUGCUAAUUCAGUGUAGAAGAGGAGAUUUUGGGGGUUAAUAAUACAAGUAUAAAAUGAGCUUGUGUGCACGCUUAGUCACUCAGUUGUGUCCGACUCUACAAUCCCCUGGAGCCUGCCAGGCUCCUCUGUCCAUGGGAUUUCCCAGGUAAGAAUACUGGAGUGCAUUGUCCUUCUCAUGGGGAUCUUCCCGACCCAGGGAUCAAACCUGGGUCCUCCUGCAUUGCAGGUGGAUUGUUUGCCAUUUGGAACUAUAUAGCCUCCAGGGACUAUAAUUUCUGAAGUCUGCUGAUACCAAAAAUUACCUGAGACUUUGGUGGUCUUGGGUUCUGCUGCUCUGCUCUUUAGCUUACCAGGAUCAAAACAUACCAAAACACUUUAUUUAAUAUGUUGGAUAAAAAUAUUUUAAAAAUUUUAAGGACUCACUACUUUGUGACAUUCUAAUAUUUUUAGAUUAGCAGAUUUAUGUCACUCAUGAUGUAAAACAUAUAAAUAGGGACAAAAUUAAAAUUCCCGUGUGAAAACGUAAUUCUUCCUAUUGAGAUUUAUAUGAAAACAUCUAGAAAUGAAACACCAGCAUGAACACAAACUUAAUAGGUGAAAAAAUUUUAACAUGAUGAAUGGUAAUACCACAACUUUGUCCCCUUCCCUUACCUGUGUCAUUGAAAAGCAAGCAAAAUGGGUACUACAGACAGUAAUCCUAAAAGGAUAUAAAGCUAGCUUGUCAUCCUUGUUACAAAAGCUUCUAGACAAACUGUUGUGUGAAUUUAUUGAAUGCCAUUUACGCUUCUGGAGGCUGGAGAAACUGCCCUGUUAAGCUAACCCUUGAGCUUGGGGAUGGGGGAGAGCCCAGGGAGGGAGCAAAGGAAAGACUGGUAAUAAACAAAAGAAAUAAACGCAGUGUAAGUGCUAUAUGUGGAGGGGAAAAUGAAGCAGAGUUAAGGAGGAUGGGGAAUCAGUGCUUGUCGGGGUAGGGGUGGGAGGCUUGUGCUGUUAAAUAAGGUACUCACGGUAGGCCUAGAGAGGUGGUGUUUGAACUGUCUUGAGUAAGCCUUUUAGCUCUCUAGGGGAAGAGCAUCUCAGGCAGACCAGCCUGCGCAAAGAGCCCAAGGAUACAGCGUACCUGCGUGUUCCCGGGAUAGCCAGGAGUACGUACAUAUUGAAGCACAUACUAGGUGACCAAUUUCUGGACGAUUUCAGAGUUUAGUUAUGACUUUAGUUAUGACUUUCUAGUGUUAUCACCUUUACAUUCUUGAUCUUACUUCACUACCUUUAUUCACUGCAUAAUUCAGUUUGCUGGUAUUUUAGUUGGAUUUCUGCAUCUAUAUUUAAGAAAUGGGCUUGCAAUUUUUCUUUCUCAUAUUUGUAUGGUUUUCAUAUCAAGAUUAUAACCUCACUGGGAAAUCCCUGGCAGUCCAGUGGUUUGGACUCAACACUUUCACCGCUGGGACCGUGGUUCAAUACCUGGUCAGGGAACUAAGAUCCUGCAAGCUGCAAAAAAAACCCAAAAAAAACAACAAAAAAAAUGUUUCUAACUUCAUUAAAUGAGCUUGGGAGUGCUGCCUAUUUUACUAUGCUCUAGAAGAAUCUGUAAAAGAUUGAGACAAUAAUAAACUGUUUCUUUGAAAGUUAGUAAAACCAGUCUGGCCCUAGUAUUUAUUUGUAGGAAGAUUGUAGCAUCUACCUAUCUUGUUGUUUUAAAGAUAAGACUAGUCAGGGUUUCUGUUUUUUUGAGUUAAUUUUAAAAACUUUUUUCUAAGCAUAUACUCAUCUCCACCCUCCUCCAAAUUUAUUAGCAUAAGAAACUUGAGGAGCUUUCUUAUUUGUUUAAACCUCUGCUAGAUAUGUGUCUAUUUCCUUCCCCAGUGUUGUCUUCUCACUUUUUUCCUUGACCAGUUUGCUAGAGGUUUCUCUAUUUUAUUAAUUUUUAGAAGAACUGGUUUUUGGCUUUGUUGAUUCUCUCUGCCUUUUUUUUUUUUUAAAUCCUCUCCUGCUUUCUAGAGGUUUACUGUGUUAUUUUUCUUUUUUCAUAAUUUGAACAUUUAAUUGUUUCAUGUUCAAUGUGUUUUUUUACUCUUAUAUAACCCCACAAUUUGUGUGUGUGUGUGUGUGUACACAUAUGUAUAUACACAAGUGUAUUCUUCAGUGCUAACAUUAAAGCUUUACAUUAGGAUUUCCAUGACCUAUGAAUUUUUUAGAAAUGUUUUUAAAGACACAAAUUUAAGUAAAUGUAUUUCCUUUAAAAAAAAAACUUGUAUUCAUGUCACAAUUAAUUUUACAUUAUGUACAUCCUGAUAUGAUGGACUAAAGAUACAGCAUCACUUAUGGUGGUAUUCCUAGCAAAAAUGUAUAAACUGGAUAUAAUCAAGAAGAAAUGUUUUUUAAAAAACUAAAUUAAAGGAUAUUCUACUAAAUAACCAGCUUAUACUUGUAAAGCUUUCAGAUUAAAGAAAACUAAAGAAACAUGCAAAACACAUGAUCUUGGGUUGGAUCCUGGUUGAGAAAAUUUUUUUUUUCCUCUACAAAGGACAGUUUUGAGACAAUUUGUGAGAUUUGAGAAGUCUGAAGAUUAGAUAAUAGCAUUAUAUCAAUGUUAAUUUCCUGAGUUUGAUCAUUGUACUGUGGUUACUUAAGAAAAAGUUCUUGUUUUUUAGGAAAUGCACACUAGAGUAUUUAUGGAUAAUGGGACAUUAUAUAUGCAAUGUAAUCUAAAAAGAUUCAGAAAAAAUAUGUAUACAGAAAAUGAUAAAGCAAAUGUGUUAGUAUGUUAACAUUUGGAGAAUCUGAGUGAAAGGGAAAUGGAAAUUCUUUGUGCAUUUUGCAAAUUUUCUGUAAAUCUAAAGGUAUUUCAAAAUAAAAAGUUAAAUCUUU
This is a messenger RNA of Dama dama (fallow deer), 6122 nucleotides long. RefSeq names its product hydroxysteroid 17-beta dehydrogenase 12 (gene HSD17B12). Gene Ontology annotation, cellular component: endoplasmic reticulum. The record is from RefSeq and is a predicted model, not a curated record. The transcript is spliced from 11 exons. Bases 93 to 1031 code for a protein of 312 amino acids. Gene Ontology annotation, molecular function: oxidoreductase activity. Lineage: Eukaryota; Metazoa; Chordata; Mammalia; Artiodactyla; Cervidae.